GGUCAGGUGGCAUGUUGUUUCUCCCGUCAUAUCGCCCUAAUUUGUGUCCUCCUGUCGUUGCAGAUAAGCAAGCUGAGAGAGACAACCUGGCCACCUACAUCGAACAGAAGCGGCAAAUGUUUCUGAUCCAGUAUGCCCUGGAUAUGAAGAAAGAGGAGAUUCUGAGACUGGAAAUGUUGGCCACUAAAGAAGAGAUGAAGCUGGAGAAGGCAGAAAAAUUCCUAGAGAAGGAUGCGACUCUGUUUGAUGAGUUCCUGAAGGAGAACGAUAGGAACUCCGUGCAGGCCAUGAGAACAGCUGAGAAGGAGGCUAAAGCAAAGAUGGAGAAGAUCAUUGAAAUUCGAGAUAUCACAGCACAAAUCUUAAUGAUUAAAAGUGAGAUCUCCAAGUUUGAAGACAACGUCCAUAUUUUCAAAAUCUAUAAGGAUUUCCUCUAUAAGCUGUCCCCCAGGGAGUGGCUGAUGACCCAUGCCAGGAAGCACUUGACCCAUGCUGCUACCAAGAUGAGCUUAGCUGCCCAUAAAGAUAGUAUUCCAUUUUUGCCCAUGGAAAAAGAAGCACCAUACAUGAGGGACAGUCAGCCAUCAGAUGUGAUCCUCCCCAUGGGAAACGCACCCCCUGUGCCUGAAACAAAUAAGGAAGGCAAGGUCUCUCCCACAUCAUCCUCAUCCCAGGAAUUACAGCCUCUCUUAAGACUCACUCCUCAGAAAAAACAGUCCAGUACGACAAUGUUCUCAGCCAGAACAGAUGAAACUGAUAGUGAUGAUGAGCUGGACCUGUACUUCACAGAACCCCAACAGCUGCUGGACAUUUUCUCUCAGCUGGAGGAGCAGAACCUCUCUCUGAUUCAGAACUCCCAGGAGACAGAGGAGGCCCUGGAUGAGAUCAACCGUUCCUUGAGAAACACACAAAACAAAAUGGAUCGAGACAUCAACCAGCUGAAGCUGUUGUCAUCCACACUCAUGUCAUCCAUUGCUAAGGAAGAGGAGAUUGCUGCAGACCUGCAACUCAAGUCUCGUGUCUUUUCUUUUGGCGUGUACAAGGGGGAUUACCAAAGUAAGAUGUUGGCCAGCCUGAACAAAAAGGUGGUAGAGGUAUACCGUAAGUGCAUCGGGGACUGCGAGUCCAGCCUGGGAACCCUGCAGAUGCUCACCAUUAUUGAGCACCAGUUGGAUGAACUACUAGAGAAUCUGGAGAGGGUGCCAGCAUGGAAGAUUGAACAGGUGGAGAAGGCCAAAGAAAAGGAACGAAGAAUAAGGUUGAGAGAAGAGAAAAUGAAACUCCUGAAAGAGUUGCAGGAGGAGAGGCUCAAGAGAGCCCUGGCCAGGGCCCAGGCGACCAUUAAGAAGAAGACGGGCAGGAAGCUCAUGUACCGCUCGGAGCCCAUGGUCAGCAAAGCCAAGGGGGAAGAAGGGGAGACCAUGUAUGACCGGGAGAAGGAAGAACUGCUCUUCUUCUUCACUUAGCCCAUCCGCGCACACGCACACGAACACACACACACACACACAC
Messenger RNA from Gracilinanus agilis (Agile Gracile Mouse Opossum), 1509 nucleotides. It is a transcript of the gene CFAP100, whose product is annotated as cilia and flagella associated protein 100. NCBI's taxonomy places the organism in Eukaryota, Metazoa, Chordata, Mammalia, Didelphimorphia, Didelphidae. The record is from RefSeq and is a predicted model, not a curated record. Gene Ontology annotation, cellular component: ciliary basal body. The transcript has 11 exons. Bases 12 to 1466 code for a protein of 484 amino acids.